Molecule: messenger RNA, 1566 nt
Organism: Cyclocybe aegerita
Lineage: Eukaryota; Fungi; Basidiomycota; Agaricomycetes; Agaricales; Hemipholiotaceae
Source: the annotation of a GenBank genome assembly
AUGUCUUCUUCGCUGUCAUCCGUUGUUUCUGGCCUCGUUCGUGCGCAAAUGGGAACCUCAGUUUCAUCUACGGUCACAGACGACGACCUUGACCGUCACGUCGCGGAACUCAUUCUUCGAGAGGCCAAGAAGAAGGCAGAGAAAUAUGGGCAACAAGGAAUUAGGGCAUAUAUCUCCAGCAAUCUGUCGGACGGCAAUGCCCCCAGGACGAACAAGCGAUUCCUGACUUCCAUCAUCAAGAGCACUGACGAGCACAACAAGACGCUGCUUAGAGCCCAAGCGCUCGCGGCGCAGGAAGUGAAACAAGAGCGUGAAGAGCAGGAGAGAAGACAAAGGAGGGCGCGGGCGGAGGAGGCUGCCGAGGCAGAACGGUUGCGCAGGUCUGGGAAAAGUGGAAAACGGAAGAGAACGAGCGACGAGGAGGGCUGGGACCGCUGGGACGGAAGGCGGGCUGAGCGGAGAAAGGUUCACCGGAAUUGGGAGUCUUGGGACGGGCACGACGAUGAAGACUCCGACCGCGACACGUCUAGGAGACGAAGGCGGAGCCAUUCUCGCUCGAGGUCGCGCAGCAGAGAUAGGGACAGCAGACGGCACAGGUCGUCGCACUCGCAUUCAAGGCGCAAACGGGACGAAGACGACGAUGAGUUGUCUUCCAAACGCCGCAGACGCGGGCGGAGCCGCAGCCGUAGUGCCUCGCCACGCAGAAAACGCUCGCGAGACGGCAGUCGAGACCGGCACGAGGACGACGCACGGCGCAGGAAACGGCGGCGAGGUCGCGAGGACCCCGACAGGCACUCUCGCUCGCGGCGGUCACGUUCGCGCUCACCUCGUCGCUCGACCUCACCUCUAUCUGACGCGGAGCCCGCUAGAUCCAAACACAAGGGCACAAAGUCUCCGAAAUAUGCACUGGACGACCUCCGUGAAGAAGAGGUGUUGUCUCGACGUGAUCGAGACACUCCUGACACUCCUCGAAAAUCGGACUCGAAGCAGGAAACACCAGAGGUCGAAACCCAAGAGGAGCCCGAAGGCUCUGCUAGUCCAAAGGACUACUCCACCAGUCCGCAACCACUAUCCCAUCGAUCGCUUUCAAUUGGUUCGAAAGUUACCAACGACAACAAACCACAAGCCCCAGGACCUUCCUCCCGACGAGCUUCUACUCCUCUCUCCGACUCUCGUUCACCAAGUCCUGGGCCACAGCCUCUUAUCCAGCUUCCAUCGAAGAUGGACCGUUAUUUCGAAGAGUCGUACGAUCCAAAACUAGACGUUGCGCCUCUCGCGCCACCGAAAGUGCCCGCUACCGGGCUCAUAGAUAACGCCGAAUUCGAAGGGUGGGACGCCAUGCUCGAACUCAUCCGUGUCCGACGGGAAGAUAAAGCAGAGAAGAAGAGACUAGAAAGGCUGGGUCUGCUGCCGAAGGAGAAGAGCAAAACGAAGAAAGGCGUCGUUGAAAGCUCCAGCGCCGCUGUGGCGGAUAGAUGGAGCGGGGAAGGUGUUAGUGUCAUGGAUAUUGCAUAUCAGAAGAGGGGAACGGUUCGGGAAUGGGACAUGGGGAAGGAGGGGUUUUAA